Molecule: messenger RNA, 3265 nt
Organism: Cucumis sativus (cucumber)
Lineage: Eukaryota; Viridiplantae; Streptophyta; Magnoliopsida; Cucurbitales; Cucurbitaceae
Exons: 2
Coding region: 434-2560 (708 amino acids)
Source: RefSeq, a predicted model, not a curated record
AAAUUUAGAUGAAUGACACCAAGAAUUUCCCCAACGAAAAGGCAAAAAAGAUAUGACCAAACGCAAGACGACAACACACUUAAAGCAAAACCUAACAACUAAAUAAAAAGAAAGAAAGUAAAACUACUUGUCGUAAGCUAAGCCCCAAACAAACGAAACAUACUCAUGGAUCGGAUCGGAUCGGAUCUGAUAGGGUCGGGUCGGGUCCUUUGAUCUUCCCCUGGUUGACACCACAUGCCGGCUUUUACUUACUAUUGCACUCUCGAGAGAGAACGCAAAGAGAAUUUGGAAAUGGAAGUUCGUGUUCGUUCGAUGGAAUCCGUGAAGUGAGGAUCAAAAAGAAAAACCAUAGCAAAGAGAAUUUUGCGGAGAACGCAAAUCGGAGUUUUUUGGAUUUUGAAGUCCAAUUUGAAAUUGUGGGGGUUCCUAGUCAAUGCUUUUGGACUCCCAACUUCAUAUUUCUGCAAUGGAAGGUAUAUCACCAGACCAGGAAUCAGUGGGUUCUGGAACAAAAAGGUCUAGUGUAUCAACAGGAAGCAAGUCUAGAUACCGGAAGGAGUUUCUUAACAGAUUUUCAGACAGUGAGAUCUUCACAGCUAAACUUGAGGAUUGGUUCGAAGAAAUAUCAGAGAGUUCUAGAACCAAAAAGUCUGUUUUUGAUGUGCCAUUUGAGUUGAUUGAUUUACAGAAGUUUGACUAUGCACUAGAAGGGAUUUCAUUUCAGCAGCUGAUUCGAAUGCCCAGCCCUAUAUAUGCUUCUGCCUCUGAUGGCGUGGAAGCAACUGCUUAUCUUGCUGUUGAAGAUUUUCUUCAUGCAAGUGUGAAAGGUUUGUGGGAGGCAUUUUGGAGUCAAGAUCAGCCCAUGCCUUUUAAUGUUGGCUGCUUAUACAGGGAUAAUUUAAAAUUUUACCAGGCUGAGAAGGCAAUUGCUAGUGGGAAGAUUGAAGGUCUUUCUGCCACUGGCAUAUUGCUAAAGAAUCAUAGACAUCCUCACGGGAAGUGGGACCAAAUUCUUACUCUUGCUGUACUUAGUUCUGAUAUUGGAAAUCUCACUGUGGAUCGUGAGAGCUGCCCUUCUCUGUCUAUUUUAGGUGAGGCCCUUUUUUAUGCUAUCCGAUUGCUAUUGUCAAGAAGCUUGAGCAAAUCAAACUAUUCACCAAGUUUGAGCUCUGUCUUUGUUCUUCUUGUUGAUUCACGGUAUGGAGGAGUUGUGAAAGUUGAAGGAGAUUUAAGUAGAUUGGAGUUUGACCUGAAUAAUGUGUAUGAAUGUGCUGCUAAAUGGAUAAAAGGAUAUGCUACAAUAUCAGUUUCUCCAAUUGAUAGGAUCUGGAACGAGCUUGGAAAUGCAAACUGGGGAGAUAUUGGGGCAUUACAGAUGCUUUUUGCAACCUUCCAUUGUAUUGUUCAAUUUGCAGGAGUUCCCAGGCACUCCAUUGAAGAUCUAGCUGCGGAUCAUAGUUCUCGUUUGCAAACUAGAAGAGUGGAGAGGCAGUUGGGAGAUGUCAGAGUGAAUGGAAAUGGCUUGUUUAGGUUUCAACAACAAAGUGUUUCUCCUGAAAUUGUUGAAGUUCAAGAAGAUUCAAUCAAAUUUAAGUCCGAAGAGAUAGUAAAGUUGGAAGUAGGAUCCGUGCUGUGGUUGGAGGAUUCAAACCGGCAAAAAGGUUAUCAGAUUAAUGAACUCCUGACUACUGGGGAGCUUCAAUUUUAUAUAGCUUCUCCUGUCGAAGAACCUGGAAAGAGUCUGUUUCUUUACGUUGGAUCUCGAAUUUCUCAGCUAGAAGCAUGGGAAGAUAUGAACUUGUGGUAUCAAGUGCAGAGACAGACCAGGGUGCUAACUGUAAUGAAACAGAAAGGUCUAUCUAGCAAGUACCUACCUCAGUUAAGUGCAUCUGGGAGGAUCAUUCAUCCCGGUCAGUGUCGUAGACCUAGCUCAGGUGGCAACUGUGACCACCCUUGGUGUGGCACGCCCAUUCUUGUUACCAGCCCAGUUGGUGAAACGAUAGCUGACAUGGUAAAUGGAGGUAGAUUUAAUUCUGAAGAAGCAUUAAAGUGCUGCCAUGACUGCUUGUCUGCACUCUCAGCUGCAGCUUCAGCUGGAAUUCGUCAUGGUGACAUCAGGCCGGAGAAUGUGGUUUGUGUGAGAUCUGGUGUAAGACGGCCUUAUUUUGUUCUUAUUGGCUGGGGACAUGCAAUUCUUGAAGACAGGGACCGUCCUGCUUUGAAUCUUCACUUCUCAUCCACCUUUGCACUACAAGAGGGGAAACUCUGCUCGGCCUCAGAUGCAGAAAGCCUAGUUUAUAUGCUCUAUUAUGCCACUGGUGGUGCUUUUCCUGAUCUGGAUUCUGUUGAGGGGGCGUUAUUGUGGAGAGAGACCUCUUGGUCUAGGAGAUUAAUCCAGCAGAAGCUUGGUGAUAUGUCUACGGUUCUGAAAGCAUUUGCCGACUAUGUGGAUAGUCUAUGUGGAACACCAUAUCCAAUGGACUACAACAUCUGGUUAAGAAGGUUGAAGAGAAAUAUUCACGAUGAAGACCCAGGGAAGGAAAUUGAUACGUCAGGCUAGGUCUCUUUUGCUAGCUAUGUUGUAUAAAAUUGCUACUCUAUCUCCUGACAUCAUCUCUUCCCAAUUGUGAUUAUGCAUUUUUGGUUGGAGAAGACUGGAUGCUGCAGGUUAGUUGAUGGCUUAAUUACAUUCCCAAGGUUCAAAGUUUUGGACUCAAAGGUGGCUAUUACGAAGGAAUGUUCCCAUCAGCUAGCCAUCUUUCGUUCGUUUUUUAGCCUGGGCCCUCUUCAGAUGUGAUGUUUUCUUUUAGUAUGUUGAAUUGAUUAACAUCUUAGCGUAGUCACAGUAUACCAAUUGACUGGAAUAUAUAUUGAUAUAUACACCUAACAAGAUUGCACUGCUCUUAACCUCCAUUAGCGUUGGUCAACCAGAGACAAGUGCAGUGACGACAAUAUCGACACUGAUUUAUAACUGCGUGGACCAAGGUAGAUGCCAAAAUGUUUCGAGGUAGUUUCUUAGGUAAAGUAGAAUUUAGUAUUGAAUUUGGUGUGAAGAGUACAUUUGUAUAUGUGUGUCUUUGGCUGUUACUUGGGAUUUGUGAUUAAGUUGAUUGAAGUGUAUUUAUUUGGUAAUUUGGGUCAGUGUCCUUGAAAUAAUCAGAAUUGAGGAAAAGAAGAGUUGGAGGUCUAUGUUGUCGAACAGUAUAACAUUCAAAAGAAACUUGUAAUUUCUCUGUAUGGAUAAAAGCUUUAUUUGUAUUCCUCA